Messenger RNA from Erythranthe guttata (spotted monkey flower), 1109 nucleotides. The record is from RefSeq and is a predicted model, not a curated record. NCBI's taxonomy places the organism in Eukaryota, Viridiplantae, Streptophyta, Magnoliopsida, Lamiales, Phrymaceae.
AUGAGAGAUUACGAGGGCUUUGAUGCUGAAAAGUCAAUUUGCGGAUACGAUAUUCAAAGCUACGCAUUACUUGGUGGGGAAGUCCGACGGCGUAAUGCGACAAAAGCAGAUGGAAGAGGAGAAACCGAGAUGUCAUGGACGAGUGGGGUUGUGAGCGGCGUUAGCCCUUUGAAGAAGCUUGGAUUGUUUAUCAAGCCCGAUGAUUUUGAUUACAUCGAACGUGGUCCAGAUCGAGUCGAUGCAUCUGAUCCCUUUCUUUUUUUUUCUCUCAUAAAUCCCCUUCUCUUUCCUUCUCAUUUUCUUUACCCGAGCGAUCUGCUCUUCGAUCUGGUUUUCGCGUCCACCAUCAUCGUUGCACCGCCAGUGUUCGUUUGCCUUCGCCACCGCCAGUGUUCGUUUUCCUUCGCCACCGCCAGUGUUCGUUUGCCUUCACCACCGCCCGUGUUCGUUUUCAUUCGCCACCGCCAGUGUUCGUUUGCCUUCGCCACCGCCAAUCUCAAUCGAUUCAGGUAUAAUUACUAUGGCUCGUUUGCCUUCGCCACCGCCAAUCUCAAUCGAUUCAGGUUCAGGGCGUGGAAGGUUAAAAACCAAAGUAUUUCCUUCUUGUACGACGAGGCAAAGAAAUUGAUGGGUAGUUUUAGUAAGUUCCAAAUCAUGCACGUUCUACGGGACUUAAACUCCGAGGCUAGCUGAUGCUCAAGCUAACUUAGUUGUCGUUCUUGCUGUGGGACAGAUUCAAGAAGAUAUUGAUAAAUAGCUUUCAAAGUGGAGGCUGCUAAUACAGUGAAACAUUAUUCAUUAUCGUUGUUGAUUAGAAUCCUCGGAUCGUAAUUCAACAGCUACUAAAAUCAACGCGCAGAAACGGGUUUUUUACUUUUUUCCUUUGUUGAAUUUCUUGUUUUUCUAUUUUGAUUUAUUAUGAAAUUUUGAACUUUUUGAUUAAGUGAGGGGGCUGUAGUGUAAAGUAACAUAGGCUUGAUGGCUCUCUUAGUUCUCAUAUAUGUGCAAUACGUUCAAGUAUGUAGACCAAUAAAUACUAGGUUUAUCGAUGAUAAAUAGGUGUGUGUAAUUUCUUGAGUUAUGUAAUGGAAAAAUGCUGCUGAAAUUUU